Messenger RNA from Engraulis encrasicolus (European anchovy), 2384 nucleotides. It is a transcript of the gene slc60a1a, whose product is annotated as major facilitator superfamily domain containing 4Aa. Bases 154 to 1686 code for a protein of 510 amino acids. Lineage: Eukaryota; Metazoa; Chordata; Actinopteri; Clupeiformes; Engraulidae. The transcript has 10 exons. The record is from RefSeq and is a predicted model, not a curated record.
AGGGAAGCCAAAGUGACUGUAACGGCGCAUAGGCUGGAUGCCAUGUGGCUUUUGUAGGGCAACAACACCACCCAACCCAAAACACCGCUCACUCUGAACAUGGAAUGACAGAAAGACAGAAGCUGAUACCUCCAAUUAAAUAGUCUGAGAACAAUGAGGUUCGUGGACCCACGGAUAUGGAGUCUUUUCAAAAGCAACUGGCAACAUACUUUAACUUACUGGAGUGUCUUCUUCAGUUUUGGGUUGUGCGUGGCGUUCCUCGGACCAACCAUUCUGGAUCUGCGCUGUCAAACACAGUCGAGUCUGCAGGAAAUUACCUGGGUUUUCUUUUCUCAACAGUUAUUCCUUUUUCUUGGCAGCUCCGUCGGUGGUUUUUUCAGUAAAACACUAAAAUGUUCGUUGUCAUCCCUGGCCGUGUGCACCCUGGCCAUCUCCGUAGUCUUCGCCAUGAUUCCGCUGUGUCACAAGGUGGUGGCACUCGCUGUGGCCAUGGCGGUGGCUGGCCUGGCAAUGGGCAUCAUCGACACUAUAGCCAACCUACAGCUGGUCCGCAUCUACCAGAGAGACUCCACUGUAUUCCUGCAGGCCCUUCACUUCUUUGUUGGACUGGGGGCCCUGGUAAGCCCUCUAAUCGCAGACCCCUUCCUGUCCGAGACACCAUGUAUCAUGGGUAACAGCACAACCAACGACUCUACCCCUAUGGACCACAUCAGACAGUCACUUGGCGGAAUCCCCAGCGACACUACCCACACUACUGUAUCGCAAUACCCAUUCCAUACCGAGGGGGAGGUGGUUACCAAUGUCUCCUACGCUUUCUGGAUAAUGGCGCUGAUCAAUUUGCCGGUCCCAAUAGCUGUGCUUGUCCUGAUGUAUAAGGAGCGUCUGAUUGGCUGCGUCUCCAGCACCCGGACGCGUCUGCUGGAUAGAGACGAGCUGGCCAUGAGGGCCAGGAGCUCCAACGCCUCAACAACCCCUGCACCUCAAGACACCACAAAUGGCCAUAGCCUGUUAAGCUGUUGUCACUAUGGAGAGUUCAGUGGGCAGCCGUUUGGGUUCGUGGGUAUCCAUGUGCUGGGAGGACUAGUGCUGUUCUUCUCCGAUGGCAUCGUGGGUGCCUAUGAGGGGUUUGUGUACACAUACGCUACGGCUGAGCCCUUGUCCAUGCCCCAUAAAACGGCCGGCUAUCUGACCAGUAUCUUCUGGGCGGGCAUCACAGCAGGGCGCCUGGCUGCCAUACCGCUGUCCUACCACUUCAACCCCAGUCGCCAGCUCACCAUCACCCAGGUGGGAGUGAUAUGCACAUUUGUGUUGCUGCUGCUGUUCUAUUCCAGCGUUGGCUUCCUGUUUGCAGGGACUCUGGCUCUGGGACUUUUCAUUAGUGGAGUAUACCCUUGCAUGUUGGCCUACACCGAAGACCUUCUCAACUACAAGGGUUGUGCCACCACGUUCCUUGUGACCAGUGCCAGCAUGGGGGAGAUGCUGCUUCAGCUGCUUGUGGGCACGGCAAUGCACAGCCAGGGCAGCUACAGCUUCAUGGUGUGUGGUGUCAUAUUCAGCUUCCUCGGCCUCUGUUCCUAUUUGGCCCUUUUAUUCUGCUGGCAUGUCUACAGCUCACAGCCAACAGGUGACGUGGAGAAGAGCACAAAGACAGAGUCGUCAGUCGACGUAAAUGAAGUAAAACGCUGAAGUGAAGGUGUGGCUCUGUGAAAAGGGCAUGAGGAGAGGCAAGGGAAGGGAGAGAGAGGUGGUGACAAGAAGGGAGCAUGUCAUGAGAGUGACAUUAACUGCUAGCUGCUGUCCCUGGAGACUUGUCCUUCAGGUCGCUUAUGAUCAAAUUCAUUUCAAAUUCAAACUCGAAAAAAAAAAAAUCAAACCUACUGUAGUGCCCUGAGAUCAAAGCUAUUGUAAAUAAUUUUGUGAUUCUGUUUAUUCUUGUUACAAUGAUAUGUGCAACACCAAUACGAAUUGGUAUGUACAGUAUAUAUGAUGUUGAUGCACAUGUGACUGAUGGAAUGAUGAAGGAAUACCUUUAUUUUUGUAAAAAUAAGAAAAAUACAACUAUUUAAAAUGCCAUCUGUUUUCCCGCUUCUUCUGGUUAGGAAAUGAGGUCGUUGCAUUUAAACCACACCACUAACGUUCAUAACUACAUCAUGGCUAAAAAUAUACAUAGAUACUAGCUCAUAGGCGUGUCCUGUGUAUGACCACUUACGUGAUGGCCAAAUAGGUUAAAAAUACAUACAGUGCAUGUUUUGAGAGGGUGUGGGGUUUUUAAAACUUGAGAGAAAAGUGUUUUCCUCAGUUGGUUUCCACCAGUGGUACAGGUAUGAAUUUUGGUACAAUCUUGUUACUCUCCGCAUUUUACAUUCCCUGAUCACCUGAUCAGA